GACAAGUACCGAUACCGCAUAGGUAGGUUUUAUGAAGCAGGGCUCCAAGUUUUUGGGAGCAGAGACUGAUUUUUAGAGAAUAAUUGAGCGAUGUCGAACGCAGUGGCGAAUGGGUUUGCCGGAGCUGGAGGUGGAAUCAUCGCUCAGAUCAUUACUUAUCCCCUCCAAACGGUGAAUACGCGUCAACAAACUGAGAGAGUAGCCAAGAAAGGCUUACGCAAUUCCGAUGGGAGUUUGCCCACUUCCAAACGCCAUGAAGUUGCUCGUCCCACUAACACUCUUCUUCAAAUCAUCCAGGUCAUAAGAACCGAAGGUUGGGGAGGACUUUAUAGUGGUCUUAAGCCGUCUCUGCUCGGAACUGCUGCUUCGCAAGGGGUUUAUUACUAUUUUUAUCAGGUCUUCAAAAACAGGGCAGAGGCCAUCGCAGCUGCUCGUAGAGACGAAGGACGUGGCGAUGGUACUGUUGGCAUGCUCUCUUGGCUUGUUGUUGCAGCUAUUGCUGGCUCCUUAAACGUGCUGUUCACAAAUCCUAUAUGGGUUCUUGUGACUCGUAUGCAGACACACACUCAAGCUGAAAGAAAGAUUAUGGAGGAGAGGAGGGAGGCUCUAUUGAGGGAAGCGUCUGAAAGAAGUUUAGUAGAUUCAACUUUGUCAGAUAAAUUGGCUGAACUUGAUUCAGAAAAACCUCGUCCAUAUGGCACUCUGCAUGCGGCACGCGAGGUUUACAAUGAAGCAGGAAUUGCUGGAUUCUGGAAAGGAAUUGUUCCAACACUUAUAAUGGUGUGCAAUCCUUCAAUUCAAUUCACGAUUUAUGAAAGCUUGUUAAAGCAUCUAAGGAGAAAGCGUGCUGCAAACAAGCAGGGAUCAAAAAACAUAACUUCUUUGGAGGUUUUUCUAUCGGGGGCCGUGGCAAAGCUGGGUGCAACUCUUGCAACAUAUCCCUUGUUAGUUGUCAAGUCAAGGCUGCAAGCAAAGCAGGAGAUUGGUGGGAAUAUCUCGUUAAGAUACUCAGGUACUCUUGAUGCGAUCAUUAAAAUGAUCCGCUAUGAAGGCUUGCCUGCCUUUUACAAGGGAAUGAGCACCAAGAUAGUGCAGAGUGUUUUUGGAGCUUCUGUACUUUUCAUGAUUAAGGAGGAGCUUGUCAAGCUUUACAUGAUGCUGGCACAUAAAAGCCAGAAAGCUAUAUUGAACUUGGUGAAAUGACCACUUUACUACAGAAAAGGGGAUAACUCCGUCCAUGUGGUAAAUAGUUAUAUAGAUUAUAGAACCAUGAUCGACACAUUGCCACUAUAGUCGUAGGGUGGAUGGACACCAAGAUGGAGUAGACCUGCUAAUGUGCCCAACGUCCCUGCUGCAAUAUGUCAGGAGGCCAUUCCUCCCAGCACAAAUAAGGAAGGUAUGUGUGACCUGGUGCCACUUUCUGCCACUUUUUUUUUUUUUUUUCCCCUCCUGUACUCCUUUACCCCGUCAAGUUUCAUUUCGUGGUGCCUGCUGACUGUGUUACUUGGGACAAUAUGAGUGGAGGAUAUGAUUCAAAACUGUUUUAAUUAAGAGAUGAACCAACAUCAGAUUUGAGAAAUGGCUCUCAUGAUUUAAUUUCAGGUUGAUGUAUCAUUUGUAAUUAUUGUUUAAAACUGUUACAUGCUUUAUGCCUUCAUGUUA
Molecule: messenger RNA, 1662 nt
Organism: Juglans regia (Persian walnut)
Lineage: Eukaryota; Viridiplantae; Streptophyta; Magnoliopsida; Fagales; Juglandaceae
Product: peroxisomal nicotinamide adenine dinucleotide carrier-like
Exons: 11
Coding region: 91-1203 (370 amino acids)
Biological process (GO): nucleotide transport; transmembrane transport
Source: RefSeq, a predicted model, not a curated record